GAUACUCGUAAACAUGUUAUGACUGUUCAUUAGGUAACUAAUACCAAUACAUAAAACACCCAUUUUAAUUAUAAACCGACAGAAUAAUUAAAAAUACAUAAGCACAAGUUUCAGUCAUUUACUUCAGUAUCUCAUCUUGCUGCACUAUGCAUGCUAGAAACAUGUUUGCUACACUAAAAAAAUAUUUCUCUCCCGUUGUUAAUCAAAAUGAAGAACUAAGUUUUCUCCAGAUUUUUAAACCUAUCUACGUUUUACUUUCCACGCUCGGCUUAUUUCCUCAAACCAUACUAUUUCCUAACGAUGGACAAAACGCCAUUUUUACUCUCAAAAACAGCGUGUAUAAUUGGUGUCAUACCUUAUUAAUGAUCAUUUUCAUUCACAGCUUUUAUAUUUUUCAUUUACAAGAAUUGCACAUCUCUAGUCAAGACAACUCCAUAACGCAAGGCAGUAUGACUUUAACGAACUACAUUAUUGACCUAUCGCUGCAAGUAUUGUUCUGCACAGUCUCAUAUUUCCAUGUGAUUCGUGACAGAAAUCUGUAUAUCAGGAUGCUAAACGACAUGGCAGGCUGCUGGGACAGGUUAGCAAUGGGUGGAAGGAAACAGAUUCUUGGACAAUUACGUGUUCAGAUGUGUGCUGUACUGAGCCCUGUGAUUGUAAUUAUCCCUUUGCUAUCAGCUAUCACAUACAGGGGACAUCUUGGUAUAUGGAAGAAGAUAUUGUUUACCGUAACUUUUAUUUUACCAGAGCUAAUACAAUUUAUAAUGAUUUCAUUUUAUUUGGUAAUGAUUUUGAUGAUAGUAGCCCUUUUGAAAAACAUUGAAGAGGAGAUUAAAAUCUUAGAUCUGAGAAAUAACAUUUGCUAUAAUUCACUUGGAGCUAAAUCGGAAUUGGGCAUAUUCAAGAUAAAAAAUGUGUACGUGAAGACGCUAAAGAUCAAGCGGCAGGUGAACGCAGCGUUUCUGGCACCGAUCCUGGUGGCGUUGACAGUGUGCUUCCACGAGCUGAUAGGCUUACCCCAUAUGAUAUACCACGGUACGGUCUAUGUGCCGAACUUCUCUGUAAACAGCACUAUCGGGCUCAGUCUAUGGGUAUUCACGCAGCUGCUAAAAUUGUCUGCUUUCGCGUGUUCGGGAGCAUUGUUGAAAUCACAGGUAAAUAAAAUUGGCCGCACUAUAUAUAAUUUUCCGAUAAGAAGAGAUCAAGAUUUAAAGGCGUAUUUACUCGUACAACACUUUUCAUCACUGAUGUCUUAUCAAAAAGCAGAAAUUACUAUCUACGGCUACUUUACACUGGAUGGAACUCUCAUAUUUAAUAUGGUGGCUUCAGCAUUCAUGUAUUUAACCAUUUUGGUGCAGUUUGACCAGAUUUGACUUAUUCUCUUAGAUAGAUGAUCAGUUUAUCUCUUCUCUU
Messenger RNA from Cydia splendana, 1413 nucleotides. RefSeq names its product gustatory receptor 68a-like. The record is from RefSeq and is a predicted model, not a curated record. Gene Ontology annotation, biological process: sensory perception of taste; male courtship behavior; chemosensory behavior. Gene Ontology annotation, cellular component: dendrite; membrane; axon. The coding region runs from base 147 to 1373 and encodes 408 amino acids. NCBI's taxonomy places the organism in Eukaryota, Metazoa, Arthropoda, Insecta, Lepidoptera, Tortricidae. The transcript is spliced from 4 exons.